Molecule: messenger RNA, 504 nt
Organism: Rotaria sp. Silwood2
Lineage: Eukaryota; Metazoa; Rotifera; Eurotatoria; Philodinida; Philodinidae
Source: the annotation of a GenBank genome assembly
AUGUCAACGACUGUAGCAAACGAUUUAGAGAAGAAAAUUGUCAACUGGCUCGAUGCACAUGGAAACAGAUUUGAACUUGAUAUUUAUGAAGGUUCGCUUCGUCCACUGACACCGACAAUAUAUACACAUUCAAGUUCUGGAACAUCAAUCAGUAUUGGCUUCAAAAACCCACUUCAACAAGACACAGUUGACCUUGAAGAAUUACGACGAAAUUUCAGCUUUAUUGCACUCGACAGGCUUCCAUUAGCCGAUCUGGAUGUUCCAUCGAAUUGGCAAGUUUAUCCACAAACGCCCGUAUCAUCAUUCGACGAAGGUGUUCAUAUUGAUGCAUAUGAAAAUAAUCGAUUACGUAUGACAAUAUCUACACGUUUCUUUGCCAUCUACGGUAGUCAAAAGCAGGAACAUCCGAUUAUGGACAAAGCAGCGGACGAAGGCACAUAUUUGCAAGUCCGACGAGAUAUUGAAGGCGUCAUUAAACUCGAUCUGCCACUGGUUAUCGAAUAA